Molecule: messenger RNA, 1314 nt
Organism: Arabidopsis lyrata subsp. lyrata
Lineage: Eukaryota; Viridiplantae; Streptophyta; Magnoliopsida; Brassicales; Brassicaceae
Product: alkaline ceramidase 3
Exons: 3
Coding region: 272-1039 (255 amino acids)
Biological process (GO): defense response to other organism; ceramide metabolic process; response to salt stress
Cellular component (GO): membrane
Molecular function (GO): hydrolase activity, acting on carbon-nitrogen (but not peptide) bonds, in linear amides
Source: RefSeq, a predicted model, not a curated record
AUUGCCAAAAUUCUGAAAAAGGCCCAAGAGAGAGAGAGAGAAGACGAAACGAUCGUCAGAGAGAGAAAGGUCUCAUCCAUUAUCACUCGCAGAAGAUUUGUUCUCAUCUGAUUCCUCCGAUCUGCCAUGGCUCUGCUUCGCUAACACUAAGAAGAUUCACACACGCGGUGAAGGAGGGAGGAGGAUAGAUCUCUUUUUCCGUCGCGAGAAAAAAAAAAACGUGUCUAGAGGCUUUCAUUAAGGAGUUGAUUCAUACUGAGAGAAGAUAGAAAUGGCAGAUGGGAUAUCGAGCUUUUGGGGUCCUGUGACUUCUACUAUAGAGUGUUGUGAGAUAAACUACGCCUACUCAUCCUACAUUGCAGAGUUCUAUAACACUAUCUCCAAUGUCCCUGGAAUCCUGUUGGCUCUCAUUGGUCUUGUCAAUGCAUUAAGGCAACGGUUUGAGAAGAGGUUUAGCAUUCUUCACAUAUCCAAUAUGAUACUUGCUAUCGGCAGCAUGCUCUACCAUGCCACUUUGCAACAUGUGCAACAACAGAGUGAUGAGACCCCAAUGGUGUGGGAGAUACUUCUUUACAUGUACAUCCUUUACUCACCAGAUUGGCAUUACAGAAGUACAAUGCCCACUUUUCUCUUCCUCUAUGGUGCUGCCUUUGCCAUAGUCCAUGCUUACCUCAGGUUUGGCAUUGGUUUCAAGGUCCACUACGUGAUCCUUUGCCUUCUAUGCAUCCCUCGGAUGUAUAAGUACUACAUUCACACAGAGGACACAGCAGCCAAAAGGAUUGCAAAAUGGUAUGUUGCUACAAUCUUAGUGGGAAGCAUAUGCUGGUUCUGUGACCGUGUCUUCUGCAAGACGAUAUCUCAGUGGCCUGUGAAUCCUCAGGGCCAUGCUCUGUGGCAUGUGUUCAUGAGUUUCAACUCUUACUGUGCAAACACAUUCUUGAUGUUCUGCCGAGCUCAGCAACGUGGAUGGAACCCAAAGGUAAAAUACUUUCUGGGAGUUCUUCCUUAUGUCAAGAUCGAGAAGCCAAAAACACAGUGAGAAGAAAAUGGGGAUAAAAAGCCCAGAAGAAAGAAGAAGAAGAUCAUAAAUAUAGUUUUUGUUCAACGUUUUGUCAGAAUCUCGACAUGGGUUUUUUAUUUUAUUUUUUGGAAGUGAAACUCUCUAGAUACAGUCUAGAUCUUUUUUUUUCUUUUUCUCUGUAUUAGUUAUUGGGAUUUGCUCUUAAGAAGAAUUGAGAUUGAUUUUUAACUUGCUAAAGAAGCUCUUGUUUCUACUUUUGUGUAUCUUCUUAAGUUGACAUCAUUUUCUAACUA